CAUUGCAUUUAGCACAUAUAUAAAGCGAUUUUCUUGUCUCAAUCGUUUAGUAUUUUCGGAAUUUUUAGUGAUAACAUACAAUUUUCCAUAUACAAUGAAGUUAGCCAUAUUCGUACUUUGUGGCACUCUACUCUUUGCCCUUUCAAUGCAGCAAGAAGCCGAAGAUGAUUGCCAAUUUUGUAUAAAGGAAAUGGACGCCAUGCUAAGAGAUAUCGGACCGAGCGCAUCGAAACAAAAUGUCAUCGAUCAUGUACACGAAAGAUGUGCAACUGUUAUGGGAGGAAAAAUCAAAGAUGAUUGCAUCGGAAGAUUUGAAGGAAAAAUGGAGGAAAUCAUAUCGAAGAUGAAGAAGGGAAUUAGCGCGAUAGAGGUUUGCGUUCUAGUUGAUUAUUGUCCGACAGCAGCAGCAUCAGUUUGAGUCUUGUCGUAUGCAUUAUAUUGUAAAAAAAGACAUUUCUAUGCUACUUUCUUUGGUCCAUCAUCAAUAUUGAAUAUUUUAUUGGAAAUAAAUUGCUUCCAAAAGUA
Messenger RNA from Sitodiplosis mosellana (orange wheat blossom midge), 525 nucleotides. RefSeq lists its product as uncharacterized. The transcript is spliced from 3 exons. The record is from RefSeq and is a predicted model, not a curated record. The coding region runs from base 95 to 418 and encodes 107 amino acids. NCBI's taxonomy places the organism in Eukaryota, Metazoa, Arthropoda, Insecta, Diptera, Cecidomyiidae.